AUGCUCGGCAAGAUCAAGCUCGGCCUCAAGAAAGCGUUCGUCCCACCCGACGAAAAGAGCGCAUAUGCUCCGCCAGAGGGGGUACAGCGUCCCAAGGUCUUCUUCGAGGUGGCCAGUGGCGACACUCAUUUCGGGCGCAUCACCAUGGAACUCUUCAGCGACGUCACACCCAAGACCUGUGACAACUUCCUCGAGUUGUGUUCAGGCAACGUCGAGCAUUGCUACAAGGGCAGCUUGUUCCACCGCGUCGUUCCCGACUUUAUGAUCCAGGGCGGCGACGUGAUCGCCGGCAAUGGCACAGGCAACUGGAGCAUCUACGGCGGCGCGUUUGCAGACGAAAACUUCCGUUUCCGACACAAGGUCGCAGGUCUCUUGAGCAUGGCCAACUCUGGUCCCGGCACAAACGGCUGCCAGUUCUUCAUCACGACUGCGCCUGCUGAUUUCCUCGACAACAAGCACGUCGUGUUUGGCCGCGUUCUUGAGGGCAUGCCUGUCGUGCACCAGAUUGAGAAUGUGCCCACCAGGGAGAAUGACCGUCCCUCGACCCGCGUCGUCAUCACCGCCUGUGGUGUCCUUUAA
This is a messenger RNA of Apiotrichum porosum, 579 nucleotides long. Its product is annotated as Peptidyl-prolyl cis-trans isomerase B. The record is from RefSeq and is a predicted model, not a curated record. The transcript has 7 exons. Lineage: Eukaryota; Fungi; Basidiomycota; Tremellomycetes; Trichosporonales; Trichosporonaceae. Gene Ontology annotation, biological process: protein peptidyl-prolyl isomerization; protein folding. The coding region runs from base 1 to 579 and encodes 192 amino acids. Gene Ontology annotation, cellular component: intracellular membrane-bounded organelle. Gene Ontology annotation, molecular function: peptidyl-prolyl cis-trans isomerase activity.